UACUAAAAGAAAAGAAGAACUUGGCAAGGCGCCUGCGUCGGAGUCGUCAUUUUUUCGCUUUGAACACCCUACAGCCUUCACUUCUCGCUGUUGAUCCCGACGCCGUAAGUUACGAUGGACGAAAGCGCCAUACCCAAGGAUCUGGCUUCGGUGUUCAGGAUAAUCGAAGAAGACAAGGAUGAUAUGUUGUCCUGGCUGAAGGAAUUGGUUGCCAUUCCUACUGUCUCUGCAGAACUGAGUCACCGCAAGGACAUCAUGCGCCUGAUAGAGCAGACACAAGAGAAGCUGAAGAAACACGGCAUGCACGUCACCCUGGAGCCCCUGGGUGACCAGAAUCUCUCGGACGGCAGCAAGGUACCGUACCCCCCUCUUCUGUUGGCCAGCACCACUCACGACGCCAAGCGGAAGACGCUGUGUGUGUAUGGCCACCUGGACGUCCAGCCUGCGCGCAAGGACGACGGAUGGGAUACGGAACCGUUCCAGCCCGUGGAGAAGGAUGGCCGUCUGUUCGGCCGCGGCACCGCGCACAACAAGGGCCCGCUGACCGCAUGCAUCUGGGCUCUGUGCGCCUACCUGCAGAGCACGGGAAGGCCGCCCCUCAAUGUCAGGAUGCUGAUCGACAGCAUGCAAGAGGUCGACUCGCAGGGCAUAGCCGCUUACCUCAAGUCCAGCAAGAAGAGCGAUCUCCUGGGUGGGAUCGACUAUGUGUGCAUAGCGGAUGGUGUGUGGCUGCGGCCGAAGACGCCAUGCCUCACCUACGCACUCAGGGGUAUAUGCCAUUUUCAAGUCGAGGUGACCUGCGCCGACGCAGACCUUCAUUCGGGAAUCUACGGCGGAACUGUCAUCGAAGCGAUGCCCGACCUGAUGUACCUGCUCAACAGCCUGACUGACGCCGAGGGGCGAAUCAAGGUGCCGGGCAUCUACGACGAAGUGCUGCCCUUGUCGCACGAGGAGCGCAAGGUGUACGAGGGCAUCGAGUUCGACGUUGAACAGUACCGAAAAGAGCUCGGCGUCCCCAGGCUCGCCACAAACGACAAGGUGGAAUUGCUGAUGCGUCGGUGGCGCUAUCCUACGCUCUCCAUCCACGGUGUCGAGGGUGCCCAUUGGUCGUCCGGUGACAAGGCCGUCAUUCCUGCCCGGGUGGUGGGCAAGUUCUCCAUCCGCACCGUGCCGAACCAGAAGGUGCAGAAAGUGCGCGAGUGCGUCGAGAAACACCUGCAGGAACAGUUCACCAGGCGUGGAAGCCCCAACCAAGUCAAGGUCAUCAUGUCGCACUGUGCCGAUCCCUGGUUCACUGAUCCCAGCGGGCCGAACUUUCAAGCCGCCGAGGCCGCCGCGAAAGAUGCGUACGGCGUGGUGCCCGACAAGACACGCGGUGGCUUCACGGUGGGCCCGGCGAAGCUUAUACAAGACCACGUCUGUCGGGACAUGCUCGUGAUGUCCAUCAACCCGCCCGGCUGCGGGUUCCACUCGCAGAACGAGAACAUCAGCGUCGCCGAUCUUGUCUCUGGGGCAAAGCUGUUCGCUGCUUACAUGCACGAGCUGUCCAAGCUGAAGUAAUGAGGCGGCCGGACGCAUGAAUGGACAAUCAUCUGGAACCCAGGCAGUGUGGCGGACUUCGAUCGA
Messenger RNA from Rhipicephalus sanguineus (brown dog tick), 1626 nucleotides. Its product is annotated as cytosolic non-specific dipeptidase. Gene Ontology annotation, biological process: proteolysis. NCBI's taxonomy places the organism in Eukaryota, Metazoa, Arthropoda, Arachnida, Ixodida, Ixodidae. Gene Ontology annotation, molecular function: peptidase activity. Bases 115 to 1560 code for a protein of 481 amino acids. The transcript has 12 exons. The record is from RefSeq and is a predicted model, not a curated record.